Molecule: messenger RNA, 323 nt
Organism: Trypanosoma rangeli
Lineage: Eukaryota; Euglenozoa; Kinetoplastea; Trypanosomatida; Trypanosomatidae
Exons: 1
Source: RefSeq, a predicted model, not a curated record
GUCCGCAGCCUCUGAGCCCCCCGCGGGAGGACCGGUGCCUCACGCGACGCACUGCGGGGGCACAUGGGCGUGGCGCACGGUGGAAGUCCCGCCCGGGCCAGUUCGGCCGCCCCCGGGGCCAGCGCCCUAUCGAACUGGUUCGCGUCGAUCAGGAAGAGGAGGGUGGGGAACUCGCGUCGAGGUUUUCUCAGCAAGAGGCGCGACGUCUGCACUGUUUCUCCAUCCUUGCCGUGGAGCGAACGCCAGACAACGAUGCCGGCGGAUUUUACAAGGAGGGUUUCAAGGUGGGGAGAGGCGCCGUGAUUUGGAAGCGGCGUGGGUGA